This is a messenger RNA of Episyrphus balteatus (marmalade hoverfly), 1681 nucleotides long. RefSeq lists its product as uncharacterized. Bases 295 to 1584 code for a protein of 429 amino acids. Lineage: Eukaryota; Metazoa; Arthropoda; Insecta; Diptera; Syrphidae. The transcript has 2 exons. The record is from RefSeq and is a predicted model, not a curated record.
UUGACAUUUUAUUUGCAGUGGAAAAUCUGAGAUUUUUACUCAAAAAUCUCAAAAGCAAAUAGAAAACGACAUUAGAAAUCAAAUCUUGCAGACAGAAAACGACAUGAGAUCUUAUUAAUUCUUUAUCUAUAGUCUAGAUUUUCUUUUCAGCGAUUCAGCAUUCAAUUUUGCCGGGACAUCCCCCCAUAAGCUAAGCCCACCGUAAGCUAAAGCAUAUUCAAAUCGCAUUCCGAUUCUAUCGACCUUUUUGGAAACAGAGAAUCUUACUCAAAACAUAAAAUUGAAAAUAAAAAUAUGGACGAUCACGAUUUCAACGAAAUUAUGCGUGAACUUGGGAACUGCAUAUUCUCUCUUCCAGACACUUUCGGUGGUCCAGUAUAUCCCAGUAAAUGGUUUACCACCAAUGAAAAUUCAAAACCCAAAAUUGAAAUAACUCUUUGUAAAGAUAGCAAUCUACCCAAUUCACGCUCAUGGGUUUACGCUUUCUUUAGUGGAGCUAAUAUUCCGUCAGCAGUCGUAGUGGACUACAUGUAUCAUGUUUUGGGUACAAUUAAAGAUGAGCUAAAAGAACCUUGGAAGUCAUACGGUAUUACAAUCCCUAUCGGGUCGAUAACACCUUUAGACUUGCUGAAUGUAUCAAUAACUGAGAAUACAGGUGAUACGAUUGAGAUUGAUCGACCCAAAACAUUUAACACUCAGACAAACGAUAUUUACCUUCUCAUUAUGCUCGUGGGCUUAUACAAGUAUGAAGAGACAAAUGACAAAGCAAAGAAAUACUUUUUAGAGCAGAUUAAAAGGGAAGUGUCUCCCUACUUGCCAUCUAUCGAUUGCAUAAGCUCUCUUUAUACCGCCAAUGCUCACAAACUUAAAUUUAAUUCAAAUUUUAAAAUGUUUGCCGCAACUUUGGACAUGUUUUUAGAAAAGUUCGGAGAUCAUACAUUUGAAAAAGUCAGAAUUGUGUCAAGCGUUUUUAGGUAUCAAGGAUGUGCCGCUAUCAAAGAUCUUAUCUACUUUGCUGAAAUUAUGGGAUCAGAUGGAAUAUCAAAUGCUAUUCGAUGGUUCUUUAUUUCUGACAUAGAAAGUGAAAUUAGAGCAAUGCUUAUGACCGAACCUCCAGAAGAAGUCGAAAUAAAACAUUCAUAUUUUCCAUACAUGAUCCCUUUAGGGUUGUCAAUUAGUAGCUACAGUCCCUAUUCGGUUUCUAAGAAUCCCUGUGUACAUUUUCUUGUCCACAUUGUCGGAUGUUUGCUGAACAUUCCAAGGUCCAUAUAUGCAAAGAUGUUAAAUAUUCGUUUUAUGCCUAUCGGACAGCCGGCUCUUAAUGCGGGCAUUAUUUUUUUGGCACAAAAAAAUUUCUUGAAGUUGGAUGAGAAAAAUAAGACUGGAGGAGGAUUGAAUGAGAUUAAGAAGUUAACAGCAGAGCAGUGCAUCGAAGAAUUUAAAGGUAGAUCUUUCAAGUUUUCUCUUGCUGAAAAGGCACAUUUUAAGGAAGCAAUUGCUGGUAUUCAUAAACCAAGACAAAGGACGAUUGGAGCUUGGGUCAAAACAUGUUUCCUUUCACAGUUAUCCUUCGAGGAAGCCUAAAAUUAUUUUUAAUUUUCUUAUUUCAUUUUUACUGUUUGUAUUGUGUUUUCUUAUGUUUCUUAAUACACAUAUCUUCAAUUUGAUUUAAAAAAAAAAU